Messenger RNA from Megalops cyprinoides (Indo-Pacific tarpon), 5597 nucleotides. RefSeq names its product synergin, gamma (gene synrg). The transcript is spliced from 24 exons. Lineage: Eukaryota; Metazoa; Chordata; Actinopteri; Elopiformes; Megalopidae. Gene Ontology annotation, molecular function: protein binding. The coding region runs from base 1 to 4251 and encodes 1416 amino acids. The record is from RefSeq and is a predicted model, not a curated record. Gene Ontology annotation, cellular component: clathrin coat of trans-Golgi network vesicle.
AUGGCGCUGCGGCCGGGACCAGGGGGAGCUGGCAGCUUUAUGUAUCCCGUUGGAGGGGGCCUGGGACCUCCACAAGGCAUGAUGCCCAUGCAGCCUCAGCAGCAGCAGCAGGGCUUCCCCAUGGUGCCGGUCAUGCAGCCCAACAUGCAGGGGAUGAUGGGAAUGAACUUCGGUGCCCAGAUGCCCCCAGGUGCCAUUCCUAUGCAGGGCGGGAUGGCCAUGGGGAUGCAGGCCCCUGCGAUGCAGUUCAUGGGACAGCCCCAGUUCAUGGGAAUGAGGACCCCACGGCCGCAGUACACGGCGGACAUGCAGAAGCAGAUCGCCGAAGAGCACCAGAAGCGGCUGGAACAGCAGCAGCGCAUGCUGGAGGAGGACCGCAAGAGGAGGCAGUUUGAGGAGCAGAAGCAGAAGCUGCGUCUCCUGAGCAGCAUCAAGCCCAAGGCGGGCGAGAAGAGCCGGGACGACGCCCUGGAGGCCAUCAAGGGAAACCUGGACGGUUUCAGCAGAGACGCAAAGAUGCACCCCACACCAUCCUCGCACCCCAAGAAACCAGACUCAUCGCCAUCCCACUCUUCUGUCGCCUUUUGCUCCCCCCCGCCCACUUUCCCUGAGGAUAAUGACGAGUUUAGUGACUUUGUGCAGGGUCCCGUCGAAGCCCCUCCCCCCUUCCCCUCCCCCUCGCCUCUUCCCCCUGCUCAGCUCCUGGCCCCGCCCGUCCAAGGGGGGUCAGACGGGCAGUCUUUAAACACAGGCCCUGGGCAGCCGCCUCCCCCUGCUCCCCUCCCACAGUCCCUCCCACAAUCCCUCCCUCACUCUCUGCCAAUCACCACAGCACCCCAACACUCCACUGUCACGUCCAGCCCACAGCCUGGAUACAAAGGCCCGUCCCUAGAAGAGAAGCUCUUCUCCUCCUGUGAUUUAACAGCCAGCAAGCAGGCGCAGGUUAGCUUUACCUCCCGCCAGCCUUUGUCUGAGAUGGGGUCCAGGGCUCAGGUGGCAGUCCAGUUUAACCCCAGCCCCCGAGCCCGAAACUGGGCCGCCGCCCCCAAGGACCUGAGCACCGCGUUCGCCAUGGAAACACGACCCCAGACCCCUCCGCCGUCAGACGACACCCCCCUGCCGGCCGCUGGCAGCAGUGGUGUUGGAGUCUUCCCUCAGCAAGAGCACAUCCAGCCCAUGAUGCCCGCCUGGCUGUACAAUGACAGCCUUGUCCCAGAGCUCUUCAAGAAGGUGCUGGAGGUCACUAUGACUCCAGCGGGCAUCGACACGGCCAAGCUCUACCCCAUCCUGAUGUCAUCCGGCCUGCCGAGGGAGACGCUGGGCCAGAUCUGGGCCUCGGCCAAUCGCACCACCCCUGGCAAGCUGACCAAGGAGGAGCUAUACACUGUGCUGGCCAUGAUUGGCGUGACACAGAGCGGUCUUCCAGCCAUGAGUCUGGACAUCCUGAGCCAGUUCUCCUCCCCUCCCGUGCCCAACCUGCCCGCCCUGGCCAUGGCCAUGCCCCCCGUCCUGCCCCAGCACCAGCAGCCCAUGAUGGCCCAGCCGCCCGCCUCCAUGGCCGUGCCCCCGGCCCCGCCCGCCGUCAUCAGCAUGGCCCCCAGCACCAGCGCCCCGCCCGCCAGCAGCUUCGUCGCCAGCUUCCCCCCCGUUCAGGGCAGCAAACCCGACGACGACGAUUUCCAGGAUUUCCAGGAGGCCCCCAAGGCCGGGGCCGGCGAUGACUCCUUUACUGACUUCCAGGGGGAAUCGGGCAGCAGCUUCCCAAGCACUGCGCCCUCCCAUGGCCAGACCAGUGCUCCUCCAAUGCUGACUCCAGUGUCUGGGUCUUCGUCCUCGGACAAGUACGCCGUGUUCAAGCAGCUGUCGGUAGAGCAGCCCGCAGACACCACGGCCCCCGUCUCAGAUUUUGCAGACAAAUACAGUGUCUUCAGACAGCUGGAGCAGCCCGCUGAUAGGAAGCCAGCAGGUGAAGGCUUUGCAGAUUUUAAGUCUGCCAGCGCCGAUGACGGUUUCACGGACUUUAAAACCGCCGACAGCAUCUCUCCGCUGGAGCCUCCGGACCAGGCCAAGAUGUUCCAGCCGGCCUUCCCCCCCACCUUCCCCCUCUCUCAGCCCCUGCAGCAACAGCCCGGCUCAGCCACCCUCCCCCAGCGCAAAAACCCUCUCAACAUGGCAGACUUGGACCUCUUUUCCUCUCUGGCACCUUCCGGUCCCGCCGCAGACACCAGACCCUCGCCUUUUCCCUCCACCCCCCCAUCUCUGGCAGCCCCUCCUGUGGUAUCCAAGCCCUCGGCGAGAGGGGCCGACGAUUUCGGCGACUUUGCUCUCUUCGGCUCCUCCGCCUCGUCCUCCUCUGCAGCAGGGCCCCCUGGUGGUGUAGGAGCAGGUGGCGGGGCGGCCCAGGAUGAUUUUGCGGACUUCAUGGCGUUUGGGAGCUCUGGGGAGCCCAAAGCUGACGCCGGCUCCGCCGAGGGCAGCUCGGGGCUGGGAGAGACGCUGGCCCAGCAGCAGCACGCCUCCGACAAAUACAACGUCUUCAAGCAGCUCUCAGCAGAGGAGAGCCUGGGCUAUGACGACGCCAAGGAGAGCGGCUCCUUCCCCUCCCUGAAGGGCGACGCCGACGACUUCGCCGACUUCCAGUCCUCCAAGUUCUGCACCGCGCUGGGCGCCUCGGAGAAGAGCCUGGCGGACAAGGUGGCCGUCUUCAAGCAGGCCAAGGAGGACUCGGCCUCAGUGAAGUCGCUGGACCUCCCGUCCAUCGGGGGCAGCAGCGCGGGGAAGGAGGACUCGGAAGACGCACUCUCAGUGCAGCUGGACAUGAAGCUGUCGGAUGUGGGCGGGGACCUGAAGCACGUGAUGUCGGACAGCUCCCUGGACCUGCCCGUCAUCUCCGCCCACCAGCCGCCUGCCGCAGAGGCUGAUGACUUGAAGUUCGACCCCUUCGGUACGUCCACAGUGAGCAGUCUGGCUAGCUUUGAUUGGUCGGACAAGGAGGACUCCUCGGCCAAUCAGGGCAAGAAGGCACAGGUAGGGGCAUUGGCUACGGAUGGGGAUGGCCUGCCUUCCUCGGCCCUUGUGCACCGGAAGGAGACCUCCUUCGGAAGCUCGGAGAACAUUACCCACACCACCUUGGCCAAGGUCACCACAUUCCCCAUACAGGACGGCCCCUCCGGGGAUGCCACCUUUGAGGCCUUUGCCAACUUUGGGUCGUCUGAGGAAGCGGUCGCCAACGAGGACGAUGACUUCGGGGAUUUCGCCUGCACUGUAUCAGAGAAAUCAGAUCCCCAUCCAAGCAAAGCUGACCCAGGCACUGAGAGUAUACAGAGUGAAGGUGCCGAUGAGUUUGGGGCCUUCCAGGGGGAGAAACCUAAAUUUGGCAAAUUUGACUUCCUCAAGGCCAGCUCACAGGCGAAGGUAAAGUCCAGUGAAGAGAUGAUCAAGAGUGAGCUGGCAACCUUUGACCUCUCCAUGCAAGGCUCGCACAGGCGCAGCCACAGUCUGGGGGACAAAGAGAUUGCACGCUCCACCCCCUCCCCCGCCUUCGAGCAGCCCUUCCGCGACCGCUCCAACACCCUCAACGAGAAGCCCGCACUGCCCGUAAUCCGCGACAAGUACAAGGACCUGACCGGAGAGGUCGAGGAGAGCGAGCGGUAUGCGUACGAGUGGCAGAGGUGUUUGGAGAGCGCCCUGCAGGUCAUCAGCACGGCCAACAACACCCUGAACGGCAUCAGCAGCUCAGCCAUCUGCACCGAGGUGAUCCAGUCUGCGCAAGGCAUGGAGUACCUGCUGGGCGUGGUGGAGGUGUACCGUGUCACCAAGCGUGUGGAGCUGGGGAUUAAGGCCACUGCUGUGUGCUCAGAGAAACUGCAGGAGCUGCUGAAGGAUAUCAGCCGUGUGUGGAACAACCUGAUGGGCUUCAUGUCCCUGGCCAGCCUGACCCCCGAUGAGAACUCCCUGGACUUCUCCUCCUGCAUCCUGAGGCACGGCAUCAAGAAUGCCAAGGAGCUGGCCUGCGGAGUGUGCCUGCUCAACGUGGACUCGCGCAGCAAGAGGAAGGACGAAAAGCCCGGACGUCUCUUUAAAAACGCUCUGGCAAAACGCACUGGAAAGAGGUUAAGGGCUUUUAACUCGGAGACGGACAACUUCAAGCUGACGUACGGGGGCCACCAGUACCAUGCCAGCUGUGCCAAUUUCUGGAUCAACUGCGUGGAGCCCAAACCGCCGGGCCUUAUCUUACCUGACCUGCUCUGAGAGCCCUGAACUGCUGAUGCGGCCAGGGGCACCGGGUAAUCAAACCGCUGUGUCCUGGCCUUGUCCUUGCAAACCUCACACACUGAAUAACCACUGAAAAUCAUGUUAGUUCCUGUCCUUUACCUCUCAGAGAUCUCCUGUCUUCAAAAAAGACCAUAAUCAACCACGUCUGCUCGUUUGUUCAAAUACAAGGCUUAGCAUCAUUAUGUAUUAUAGUGUAAUAUUAUUGUAAUGUAAUGAUUUAUAUAUGAAGGUACAGAUAUAUGUCAUGUAAAUGGUGUCAUUCUUUGACUUGCUGCCAUAGACUGCUGAAGAAUACAGGUCUGCGGUCAGCCUCACAAGGUGCAUUAACUUCAUGGCAGUAUCUGCCAGCGGUCAGUUACUGAGCUGCCAAAAUGGCCAGAACAAUGUGGAGAACGCCCUGAAUAGCUGAAACGGAGGACACGGUGUACCUUGAGUCGGUUGAGAGGACAAUACUUGAAGCAUGCCCUAAAUGAUGACAAGAAGAUGAAGGACUGGCCUUUCAAAGGAACAGGAGCUUUGACCACAAGGAAAACUUUUUCUUUCUGCCUCAAAAUCAAAAUAAAAAUGUCUGUAAUCCGUGGAAUAACACUGAUUGUCUGUGAAUAGUGGAGUGGAUAUGGGUGAGAAGGCUGACUAACCUUGAGACAAAAAGCAAUGUAGAGCACACUAAUAACUCCGACGCAUUUGUACUCGGUUGCGCAGUUUAUUGAUUCACGGGAACGGUUGCAGCUAAAGUUAUUUGCUGCUUAUGGAUUGAAAAUUAUUUCAGAGACCACUGUGUUAAUUUGAACUCGUAAUGCUUUGUAUGAAAUUGAAACACAACACUUGCAUAAUUUUGUUCAUUAAAGAUAAGGAUAAACACUUUGCGGCCAGAUUGUUUUUAAGUUUAAGUCUUUGCAAGGUACUUAAAUAUCCUAAAGUUUGAUUUGUUUUCUACUUGCUUCCUAUUUAUUUUAUCAGAGCAAUAACAACAUACUGGUGGAAUUUCUUCUUUUUUCACAUAUUCCACAGCUGUUCACAUUUUAAUUGAGCUGCAGCAUAUUUUGAGUGUCUUUUAAAUGAUUUUGUGCAGUUCUUUGUGAUCUGCGGUUAUGAGGUAUUUUAAGAAUGUUGUGGAUAUUUAAAAGGGAGUCUGCUUUUUUGAUGUCUGUCUGCCUUUUUGUCUCACAGUGCCAGUGUUCAUACUGCUUUUAAUGGGGAUGAAUUUGGGUAUGAACGUAGUUGUAUUGAUUGUAGCAUGAUUAAGAAUUCCAAUGUGUCGGCACUUUGACUGUGGAUUGCAUUUAUAUGUGAAAGUAUUUUAAAUGUAAUGAUUGUGGAGU